Messenger RNA from Grammomys surdaster, 1530 nucleotides. RefSeq names its product ankyrin repeat and death domain containing 1A (gene Ankdd1a). Gene Ontology annotation, molecular function: protein binding. Lineage: Eukaryota; Metazoa; Chordata; Mammalia; Rodentia; Muridae. The transcript has 15 exons. Bases 1 to 1530 code for a protein of 509 amino acids. Gene Ontology annotation, biological process: signal transduction. The record is from RefSeq and is a predicted model, not a curated record.
AUGGAGGAGGAGCUGGCUUGGGAGACCCAAGGCUUGCUUCCCCUGGAGAGACAGCUCCAUGAGGCCUCACGCUGGAAUCAGGUGGAGAGGAUGAAGGAGCUGUUUGAGAAGAGGGUCAACAUCAGGGCUAGAAACCAUGUGGGCAGAGUGGCCCUACAUGGGGCUGCAGGUGCUGGGCAUGAGCAGGCUGUGCGGCUGCUCCUGGAACACGGGGCUGCUGUGGACGACGUGGACUCGGUAGGGAGGUGUGUGUGUGUGUGUGUGUGUUUUGGGAUGACCGCACUCCUCCUGUCUGCCUGGUUUGGCCACUUGCAGAUUGUACAGAUCCUGGUCAAUGCUGGGGCCAAGGUCCACUGUGAAAGCAAGGAUGGCUUGACCUUACUACACUGUGCUGCUCAGAAAGGCCACAUGCCUAUGCUGGCCUUCGUCAUGGAAGAUCUGGAAGACGUGGCCUUGGACCAUGCAGACAAGCUGGGAAGGACAGCAUUUCACAGAGCUGCUGAGCAUGGACAGCUGGAUGCUCUGGACUUCCUCGUGGGCUCUGGCUGUGACCACAGUGUCAAGGACAAGGGUGGAAACACAGCCCUGCACCUGGCUGCCAGCCAGGGCCACAUGGAUGUGCUACAGAGACUUGUGGACAUUGGGCUAGAUCUGGAAGAACAAAACACGGAAGGCCUGACUGCUUUGCAUGCAGCCACUGAAGGGAUCCACACAGACUGUGUGAUGCUUCUUCUCAGAGCUGGGAGCAACGUGAAUGCCCUCACCCAGAAAGGGCUGAGCUGCCUCCACUACGCAGCCCUCUGUGGCUCUGAAGACAUGUCCCGGGCACUCAUCGAGGCAGGAGGGUGCACAAAUGUGGCUGACAAGCAGGGCACUACUCCUCUGCACCUCGCUGUGAAGCACAACUUUCCUGGCCUUGUCCAGCUCCUCAUAGAUGCCCACAGUGAUCUGGACGCAGUGGACAUUAAGCAGCAGACUCCCCUCCACCUUGCUGCCGAGCAUGCCUGGCAGGACGUAGCAGAGAUGCUCUUCAUUGCUGGCAUUGACUUAAGCUUGAGAGAUAAGCAAGGAAAAACAGCCUUGGCAGUGGCCGCCCGUAGCAACCAUGUCAGCCUCGUGGACAUGAUCAUAAAAGCUGACCGUUUCUACCGAUGGGAGAAGGACCACCUUUCAUGCAGGGAUGGCAGUCACCUCUCUCAGAAGAACUUAACCUUUAAGCAAGACCAUCGGCAGGAAACGCAGCAGCUCCGCUCCGCGCUUUGGCAACUGGCCUCCCGGUAUCUGAGGCCCAAUGAGUGGAAGAAACUGGCCUACUCCUGGCAGUUCACAGAGGCUCAUGUCUGUGCCAUUGAGCAGCAGUGGACAGGAACUAGGAGCUACCAGGAGCAUGGUCACCGGAUGCUGCUUAUCUGGUUGCAUGGCGUGGCCACAGCUGGGAAGAACCCCAGCAAAGCACUAUUCGAGGGCCUUGUGGCCAUUGGCAGGAGAGACUUGGCCGAUAUUCUGAAGAACCGCAAUGUAUCCUCUUAG